Symphalangus syndactylus (siamang) is the source of this 1601-nucleotide messenger RNA. It is a transcript of the gene DCDC2C, whose product is annotated as doublecortin domain containing 2C. Gene Ontology annotation, biological process: intracellular signal transduction. Gene Ontology annotation, cellular component: microtubule organizing center; microtubule. NCBI's taxonomy places the organism in Eukaryota, Metazoa, Chordata, Mammalia, Primates, Hylobatidae. The record is from RefSeq and is a predicted model, not a curated record.
GAGCGGACCUCCCGUCGGCGGUGCCUGGGCCUAGGCGCGGCUCUGCAGGCGUCGCUGCCCGCGUUGCCGCAGCCUCUCGGCCCCGGCCAGCGAAGAGCGGGGCGCGGCCAUGGGCACCCGCGGGCCCUCCGCGCUGGUGGACACCGCGCCCGCCAAGACCAUCGUGGUGUACCGCAACGGGGACCCGUUCUACGUGGGCAAGAAGUUCGUGCUGUCGCGGCGCCGCGCGGCCACCUUCGAGGCGCUGCUGGAGCAGCUCACGGAGCAGGUGGACGUCCCGUUCGGCGUGCGCCGCCUCUUCACGCCCACGCGUGGGCACCGUGUGCUGGGGCUGGACGCGCUGCAGGCGGGCGGCAAGUACGUGGCGGCGGGCCGCGAGCGCUUCAAGGAGCUCGAUUAUAUUCAUAUAGUUCCCCGAAAAUCUGCAAAGAUAAGGAAGUUGAAGGAAAUCAAAGCGGUGGUGCAUUGUGAUAUAAAUGUGCCUUCCAAGUGGCAAACAUAUCAUCGUAUAUCUCGACAUAUAAAUGUUUUUACAAAUGGAAGAUUAUUUAUUCCACCUGCAAAAAUCAUUAUACCCAAAUUUAGUCUGUCCGAUUGGGACAUCGUGCUGGCCAUGAUUGGAGAAAAAGUCUUCCCUCUAGGAGGCGUUCGGAAAUUAUUUACAAUGAAUGGGCAUCUUUUGGGCGACUCAAAGGAUUUGCAAGACAAUCACUUUUAUGUUGCUGUGGGACUGGAGACCUUCAAAUAUUUUCCUUACUGGAAGUCUCCAAGGGUGCCCAGUGAGGUCCAACAAAGGUAUGCAAAUGUUGAAAAAAACUCACAGAGAAAGAAAAAAGUGGAUUCCAAAGGAAAAGAACCUUGUAAAUAUGAUGGCAUACCCCCUAAAACACAGGAUUCUGUUUAUUAUGCCAAAGAAGAAAAGAGGAAAACAUUGGCAGAACCUUUAGUCCAAAGGGGCGCAGAAGGUGACGUGUAUAAAGCACCGACUCCUAGCAAGGAAACCCAAGGGGCGCUGGACGUCAAAGAGGAGCACAAUGUGCAGCUGGAGGUGCCUGUGGACCAGAGACAAGCUGAGAUAGUUAAAGAAGAUGAAGAGAUACAUGAGGACACCCCUGAUUUUGAGGGCAACAAGGAUAAAGAAGAUGCAAGGCUUUGUGAAGACGUUGAAAGAAAGAAAAAGAAUCAUGACAUUCUAGAGGAAAAAAAUACACCUGUACUACUAGAAACCCCAGUAGAAAUAGAAGCCCACAGAGAACCACCGAUGGGACAAUCACAAGAAAAAUCGUCACCAAGACAAGAAGAACAAACACCUGAGGAACAAGAGUCCUCUGAACAGCCAUGCCUGGGACAGCCACACCGAGAGCAGCCACCUGAGACGCCGGAGUUGCCCACGUAGGCAUGCCUGGCAUGACCGUCAGAAACACAUGAUUCAGGGGUAACAAAUAAAACAACAAAUGCCAUGAGAACAAAAUGCCAACCAGGUUGUGAAGAAAACAGUCAAACACUAGAAAGGAUCACAAGACAAAUGAAAAUAAAAGUGGACAUUUUUUCACAUUAUGCUAAAGAGGUAUGCUGUUGGAAUAUUAAAAUCGUGAAUUUCA